GGUGAAAAGUAGUUUAAUUCGCGAAAUGAAAAUUGAAGUGCUAAUGAAAAAGUAAAUAUAUUACGAGUAUUAAAGCUUUUUGCAAAUUAUAAUGUGUGCUUAGUGUUUAUUAAAUCAAAGUUGUAUAGUGUAAAAGUGUAAAUCAUAAGUGGAAGUUGGCAAAUGUUAAAAGAAAUAGUGCGUAUUAUUUUGUGUGCUGCAUACAUACAUGCUACAUAUGUAUGUAUGUUUGACUAUAUGCAUGUGCUGAUCGGCUAUUUGUAUUAUUAAGCAGUUGGGAAAGCGCUAGUGUCAAUAGGUGUUAAUUAAAUGUGAUAAAUAUGUGAAUGUAAUAAAAUAAAUCAAGAGAAUAAAAGUUAGCCAAUUAAAAAAAAUGAAGUGUUAAAAUUGUGUAGUUGUUUGUUGUUAUAAUACAAAAGUGUUAUACUCGCAGUCGGAAUGUUGUUGCCGUCGUUCGUGUUUUUUUCUCUUCGCUGCGUACGAGCGUUCGUUUUUUCGCUAAUUCAAUUGUGAAUGAAAUGCAUUUUGCACAGCAACAAACAUAUGAACAUAUGUACAUAUGCAUAGAUUUGCAAUGAUUUGCUAGGUACUUAUUGCUGUGGGAAUGUUUUAAAGUUAACCAAGUUAGUGUAACUGGCGCUCAACGUUCAGCAAGCAUUUCAUCGCGCUCUAUCAAGUGUAUAGGUGACACUCAAUCGAUCGGUAUGUGUGCACGCCGUGUUAAAACCCGCAAGCAAAUGUGGAUUCAAGGCGUAGCAAAAAGUGAUAAUACAAGCGCAAAUCAGCAAAGCGAAGAUGUUGAAUUGACUAUGAAAGUUCAAGUGGUGGCUGAUAUUGAUAAUAACUCGAAUGCUAGCAACGUUGCCGAUAUUUCACGCUUGCCGGAAUGUCACAUGCCAGCGACUACGACGUCGCCUACUAGUACAAGACAAUUGCUCAGAAAUCUGUUGUCCUUCACUUUGAUAACAAUGUUGUACUUGCUUUUGUCUUUACCCGGUCCGAGCUUAAUAGAAGCAGCUCCCGCGCCUUGGUCGAAUGCUUGUGGCUAUACGCUCGCAAAUGACAGUGCGAAUAAGCAACAUGUCAAUAGAACAGCACCGCGUGCGAAGAUACUUUGCGAACUACGUGGCAAUCUUACAAAACAAAAUAAAACCUUAAGACCUUUUAUGGGUCCUAAAAAUGUGUCAAAAGUAUAUUCCAAACACUCAUAUGCAUUUCUAAAAGUUGCCGGAAGAAAAAAUGUCACCUCUUCGGCCAACGACACACAUAUGACUUUCAACUUUCGGUUUUCGCGUUGACUUCGACAUUCCGACUCGUCACUACGCAAAUGCUACAUUACAA
Molecule: messenger RNA, 1341 nt
Organism: Bactrocera tryoni
Lineage: Eukaryota; Metazoa; Arthropoda; Insecta; Diptera; Tephritidae
Exons: 4
Coding region: 705-1298 (197 amino acids)
Source: RefSeq, a predicted model, not a curated record